AUCAAAACAACGUGAAUGAUAAACCCGAUCCUCUUCCGGAUUAAAGAGUCCAAUACCUAAACCCCAGCAACCCCAUAGAAGUAUAGAGAAUCAUUCCAGUCCAUUUUCGCAGGAAACAAACAGCGGAAAACAAGAAAGAAGCGAUCAAAGAGGGACCGAGAAAAGGCCUCAACUUCUUCUCAAUUCUGAAAUCUAAACCCUAAUUGGCCAAGAAAUGGUUGAUGUAGCCGAUAAAUUGGCGUAUUUCCAAGCGAUCACGGGACUCCAAGAUGUCGAUCUGUGCAGGGAAAUCCUCGACGCCCAUGGCUGGGACCUGGAACUCGCCAUCUCCUCUUUGACAUCCGGCAAUCAAACUUCCUCCUCCACCGUCACCGCUGUGCGGUCGGAAUCAGAGUCUCGCGCACCCCUAAUUAACCGGACUGAAUCCGCCUCCGGCUCUGGUCCGCCUCCGCCUCCGCCUCCGCCUCCUGCUCCUGGUCUGGCUUGGAGACUCGUUACGUUGCCAUUUUCAGUGAUCUCCGGCAGUCUGGGGCUGAUCUCGGGCGCUGUUGGGCUUGGUUUAUGGGCGGCGGGGGGAGUUCUUUCGUAUUCGCUCGGUAUGGUUGGGCUGGGCUCUGGGCGGGGAGGUGAAUCGUCGGCGCGGUUGGUUUCGGCCUCAGGUGUGGCAUCGGAAGCGGCUGACUUCGUGGAGGCGUUCGAGAGGGAAUAUGGCAAUAGUAGGCCGAAUUUUGUUGCUGAGGGUUUUAUGGAUGCGCUUCAGCGGUCUAGGAACUCGUUCAAGCUGUUGUUUGUGUACUUGCACUCGCCAGAUCACCCGGACACGCCUGGCUUCUGCGAGCAGACGCUUUGUUCAGAGCCAGUGUCGGCCUUUGUGAAUGAGAACUUUGUGGCCUGGGGAGGCAGCAUAAGGGCUAGCGAAGGUUUUAAGAUGAGUAAUAGCUUGAAGGCGUCACGGUUUCCUUUUUGUGCCCUGGUCAUGCCUGCAACAAACGAGAGGAUUGCGUUGCUUCAGCAGGUUGAGGGACCAAAAUCUCCUGAAGAGAUGCUAGUGAUAUUGCAGAGGGUCCUUGAAGAAAGUGGUCCGGUUCUGGUGGCAGCAAGACUUGAUGCAGAAGAAAGAAGAAACAACAUGAGAUUAAGGGAGGAGCAAGAUGCUGCUUACAGAGCAGCACUUGAAGCUGACCAAGCUAGGGAACGUCAGAUGAGAGAGGAGCAAGAACGUCAAGAAAGGGAAGCUGCUGAAGCUGAGAGGAAACGUAAGGAGGAAGAAGAGGCUAAUGAAAGAGCAGCCCGUGAAGCUGCUGAAAAAGAGGCUGCUCGAGCUAGGCUGCGGCAGGAGAAGGCCAUGUCACUUGGUGCUGAACCUGAGAAAGGACCUGAUGCUACAGAAUCACUACUCGACAGAGAUAAUGCCUAUAUACCAGAUACCUACGAAUAUCCAUUUCCAAUAUUGGCUGGAGACACGCCCAAAUGGAUACAUUCAAGUCAUUCAAAGAGCAGAUGAAAAUAACACGGGAUAUGUAAUUUUCUGUUGCGUUAUUGACUUUGCCCUGCUUUCCAUUUCCAACCCAAUUUCAAGUUUCGACAAAAACAUUUGGGACAUAAUCUUCAGAGCUGUGAUGAUUCUAUAUUAAGCAGCUCCAUGAAAAUUUAAGAGCAGCAAAUGUCAUUCUAUUUCUUUGAACAGAAAGGGGAAGGUGCAGAAUAUAGGAACAGAAAAGUU
Rubroshorea leprosula is the source of this 1723-nucleotide messenger RNA. The record is from the annotation of a GenBank genome assembly. NCBI's taxonomy places the organism in Eukaryota, Viridiplantae, Streptophyta, Magnoliopsida, Malvales, Dipterocarpaceae.